This is a messenger RNA of Mucor mucedo, 4879 nucleotides long. RefSeq names its product P-loop containing nucleoside triphosphate hydrolase protein. Gene Ontology annotation, molecular function: ATP binding; ATP hydrolysis activity; ABC-type peptide transporter activity. The record is from RefSeq and is a predicted model, not a curated record. NCBI's taxonomy places the organism in Eukaryota, Fungi, Mucoromycota, Mucoromycetes, Mucorales, Mucoraceae. Gene Ontology annotation, cellular component: fungal-type vacuole membrane; fungal-type vacuole. The coding region runs from base 25 to 4770 and encodes 1581 amino acids. The transcript has 5 exons. Gene Ontology annotation, biological process: transmembrane transport.
CAAUUAUUCUUUAUCAUUUUUUAGAUGGAGCAUCAUUGCGACUUAUCUGAACCAUGGAUAGACGACGAUUUUGCGCCAUGCUUCAGGGAAACCAUUAUUAAUGGUUUUGUCUUAAUCGCCAUUCUUGUCUGGUCAUUAAAGAUCGUUGUAAUGGCAAGCGUGAAAUAUUAUAAAACACAAAAGCCAGGCUACGCACCUCUUAUCAACAAGACCAGCACUCUUCCUACCUCUAAUACGUAUGGCACCACCACAAACAAUUCAUACGACGACAAUGUCUCUAUUGAUACCAUCACAAUGGAUGUAGAAAUCAAGGCCUCUCGUUGGACAAUUUUUAACUUGUCAAGAUUGCUGUUCUCCUUAAUCCAACUCGGGUUGUUCAUUGUUGCUAUUAAAAGAAUAUCUCAAAAGGAGUAUGAUUUCUCAGCGAACGAAAACAACAAAUAUGAUGUUCUUGUAGCUUAUGGCAGUCAUAUUGUAUUUUGGGCUUACUCUCUUAUAUUGUCUAUUGUAAAUAUCUAUUUAUCUGACAAAUACAACCCCCUCUCAAAUACCAUCUGUAAUCAAUUGAAUUUGUUAUACCUGAUCGAUAUCUUUGUCGGAGUAAUUGAUGUUCGAUCCUUCUACAUUUUGGCCGGAAAGGCUGGGUCUGGUUAUUGUAUAGCUCUCUGCACUUUCUUCAUUGACCUUGUUUUAAUUGCAAUUGUUAUCAAUGAGACCCGUCUUGCGACUACAAAGCCCAUCAUUACCGAAAAUGGUCGUGUUAUGACAAAUGAGAAUCGUGAUUCACUUUAUUCUAAAUUUAUGUUUAGCUGGGUUAAUGUGAUGAUGAAGGAAGGUCAUAAGCGCACAUUAGACGAUAAAGACUUGCUUGAGUUGAUUCCUAGCAACAGGGCUAAAAACACACUUGUUGAUUUUAACCAAAAAAAAUCAUCCCCAAGUAUCAUUGCAACUUUUGCCAAAACUUACUAUUGGCUUUACUUUGUACAGACUGUGUACUGCUUAGGUUGGACUAUUCUUGUAUUUGGACCUCCCCUCUUUUUAAACAAGAUCAUCAAAUAUAUCGAAAACCCCCACGAUGAGCCUGUUUCCACCGCUUUCCUUUAUGUUCUCGGUUUAUUCGUCACUAAUUCAGCUCAAUCGCUCUUACUCCAGCAAGGUCUUCACAUUGGUCGUACCCUCGGUAUUCGUCUGCAAUCCGUUAUUAUCGGUGAAGUAUUCUCCAAGUCCCUCCGUCGACGAGACGAAAGUGGAUCAACUAAAACUGAAGGGGGCGAAACAGAUGAAAAGGAUACCAAGAGUAAUGUUAACAAUUUGUUAUCUGUCGAUGCUCAAAAGGCUGCAGAAAUUAUGGCGUAUAUUUUCUAUGUUUAUUGCUAUCCUAUUCAAAUCGUUUUGAGUAUCUGGAGUUUAUAUAAACUUUUGGGUAAUGCUGCUCUCUGGGGUGUUCUUGUCAUGUUAUUGUGCCAGCCUGUUACCUACUUUGUUGGUUCUCGUUUCGAAUCCCUCCAUACUUCCGUUAUGGCAGCUACCGAUAAACGUCUUAAAUUGAUGAAUGAAUUACUGUCUGCCAUUCGUAUUGUUAAAUUCUUUGCUUGGGAAAGCGAGUUUAAAAAGCGUAUUAUCAAAGCCAGAGAAUUUGAAUUGAAGGCAAUUCGCUCCCGUUUAAUGAUGUUCAUGUGGAUGGUCAAUGCUUGGUUUUUUAUACCUAUUUUAAUCAUGGUGACCGUAUUCUACGUUUAUACCGAAAACAAUGAAUUGACUGCUUCAAUUGCUUUCACAGCAUUGGCUUUAUUCAAUACAUUCCGUGGUGCACUUGAUGAAUUCCCUCUUUUGUUAUCUUUAGUACUUCAAUGUAAUGUUUCUAUCAAGCGUAUUGAAAAAUUCCUGGGUGAAGAUGAAGUUGAACUCCCUGUCCAAAGAACUACCGAUGCUUCUAAUAAUGGUACUUUGCUUGGUUUUGUUGAUAAUGCUACAUUUAGUUGGGACAGCCACAGGGAUAGUUAUAACAAGCCAUCCGUCAAAAAUCUCAAUCUUAACUUCCCCAUCGGUCAACUUUCCAUUGUUUGUGGUCCCACUGGAUCCGGUAAAACAACUCUGUUAUGCAGUUUGCUAGGCGAGACAUAUUGCUUAUCUGGUCAGGCCAUCUUACCUCGUGUUAUCCCUAAUAAGACAAGUCCCCUUGGCGGUGCUGUAUCUGGUAUAGCUUAUGUUGCUCAAUCUGCCUGGCUUCAAAAUUGUAGUAUUCGUGAUAAUAUUUUAUUCGGUUUGCCUUUUGAUGAAGAACGUUACGAAGAUGUACUUUAUAUGACUGCUUUGACUCGUGAUCUUGAGAUCCUUGAGUUUGGCGAUUCUACAGAGGUAGGAGAGAAAGGUAUUACGUUAAGUGGUGGACAGAAACAACGUGUUGCUAUUGCUCGUGCAGUAUAUUCUCAAGCCAACACUGUUAUUCUUGACGAUUGUCUUAGUGCGGUUGAUGCUCAUACGGCCAAGCACUUGUACGAGCAUUGUUUGAUCGGUAAACUAAUGAAACACAGAACAGUCAUUUUGGUCACACAUCACGUCGGUCUUUGUCUCAACGGUGCUGCUUAUAUUGUUGCAAUGAAGGAUGGUGAAGUUGUCGAUGCUGGUAAACCCAAGGAUUUGUUGAAUUCAGGUGCACUCGGUGAAGAGCUUUCCAAGUCAGAAGAAGCUAAGGCUAACUCUGCCGAAGAGGCUGCGGUAGAUGGACCUAUUCCCACUGUACCCAAGAAUAUGAUUAAAAAGGCUAACAAAGAUGGUGCUACCGGCGGUAAAUUAACAAAGGACGAGGAACGUGCUGAAGGUGGUGUUACAUGGUCCGUUUACAAGACAUAUAUUGAUGCAUCUGGUGGUCUUAAGUUUUGGAUGACCGUUAUUGUUUUGUUUUGUUUAGCCCAAAUUUGUGUUUUAAGCCAAGAUUAUUGGAUUAAGGUUUGGUCUGCUGCUUAUGGAGAGGUUGAAAAGGAUCCUUCUACUGCUUCUGUUGGUGUUUUCUCACUUACAAAUCCUGGUCACUCUAUUUCAGGAUAUACCAACAUCUUGAAUAUUUAUCAACCUAUUUAUAGCAUUACCGAGGCUAUUAAGGGUAACGAUGUUGACGCAUCGUAUUAUUUGGGUGUAUACUUUUUAAUCGGCUGUGUUGCCUUGCUCAUGACAUCCCUUCGUACAUUCAUUCUCUUCAGUGGUUCGUUGAGUGCCUCUAAAAAGAUUCAUUCUCAACUCCUCAAUCGUAUUCUUCGUGCUAAGGUUCGCUUCUAUGAUACCACUCCCUUGGGUCGUAUAGUCAACAGAUUUUCUUCUGAUUUGGCAACUAUCGAUCAAGAAGUUGCUCCCUCUCUUUCUUUCUUGAUGUACUCUAUUAUCGCCACAUUAUGCGUUGUUUUGCUAAUUUCUAGUGUAACACCCGCAUUUAUUAUUCCUGGUGUCCUUAUCGGUAUUGUCUUUUGUUUUAUCGGUUCAUAUUAUCUCCAGACCUCUCGUGAUCUUAAGCGUUUAAAUUCUGUCUCUCGUAGUCCAAUUUACGUUCAAUUUAACGAGAGUGUUAACGGUGUUGCAACCAUUCGUGCCUUUGGUGCUCAGUUCAGAUUCAUCAACGAGAACCACAACUUAAUUGACAGCAACAAUCGUCCUUUCUUGUGGAUGUGGGCUACUAACCGUUGGCUUCAUUGUCGUGUCGAUGUACUUGGUGCUUUUGUUGGUUUCUGUACCGGUUUUGUGUUGGUUCUUGGCCGUAACUGGAUCAAUCCCGGGUUAGCUGGUCUUUCCCUUAGUUAUUCAUUGACUUUUACUCACAAUGUCCUUUGGUGUGUACGUAUGUACGCAGUUAACGAAAUGAAUAUGAAUGCCAUUGAACGUGUACAUGAGUAUCUCGAUGUUGAAGAAGAACCACCAACUGAAAUUCCUGAAACUGAGCCCGCCUCUAACUGGCCCCAACAAGGUGCCAUGGAAGUGAAGAACUUAGUUAUGCAAUAUGCACCAGAGAAUCCACCAGUUCUCCGUGAAGUAUCUUUCAAAGUCAACCCUCGCGAAAAGAUUGGUAUUGUAGGUCGCACGGGCUCUGGUAAAUCUACAUUGGCAUUAUCUAUUUUCAGAUUUAUGGAUCCUACUAGCGGUAGUAUUGAAAUUGAUGGCGUGGAUAUCCAUACCAUUGGUCUCGAUGUACUUAGAUCUAGAUUAACCAUUAUUCCUCAAGACCCUGUCCUUUUCUCAGGUACUCUUCGUAGUAACUUGGAUCCUUUUGAUCAACACGAUGAUAUUGAACUCUGGGCUGCUUUGAAGCGCUCUCAUCUGAUUGAUGGUCAAACAGGAAAUACAAGCGGUGAUAACAACGUUGAAUUAAAUAAUGGAUCUACUGUCGAGAACAUCAACCUUUCUUCGCCUGUCAGUGAAAACGGAAGUAAUUGGUCUCAAGGUCAACGUCAAUUGAUUGCAUUAGCUCGUGCUCUUGUCAAGAAAUCAACCUUCAUUAUCAUGGACGAAGCUACUUCCUCUGUAGAUUUCGAUACCGAUCAUAAGAUUCAACAAACCAUUCGUACCGAAUUCAAAGAUUCUUCCUUGCUUUGUAUUGCUCAUCGUAUUCGUACUGUUGCAGAUUAUGAUCGCAUCUUGGUUUUGGAUCAAGGCGAAGUCAAAGAAUUUGACACGCCUUAUGAUUUAAUGACCAGAGAUAACAGUAUAUUCCAACAAAUGUGUAUUCGCUCAGGUGAAUAUGCCGAUUUAUUGGCGAUUGCAAAAGCCAAAAAAGAAGAGUAAAAGCAUCAUUUAUAAACAUUAUAAACAUUAUCAUCAUAUCUCAUACACCCUGCUAUCCUUUUUUUUCACAAACAAAAAUAAAAGUCAUGUUUUAGACAUUGAAUUUGUA